AACCAUGGGACUACCUGCUUUGGAAUUUAGUGACUGCUGCUUGGACAGCCCCCAGUUCCGAGAGAGGCUGAAAUCUCAUGAAGCUGAGCUGGACAAGACCAACAAAUUCAUCAAGGAACUGAUCAAAGAUGGGAAGUCGCUCAUUGCAGCACUCAAGAAUCUGUCUUCAGCAAAGCGGAAGUUUGCAGAUUCCCUAAAUGAGUUUAAAUUCCGAUGUAUAGGAGAUGCAGAAACAGAUGAUGAAAUAUGCAUAGCAAAAUCCCUGCAAGAAUUUGCCACUGUUCUCCGGAAUCUCGAAGAUGAGCGAAUGCGCAUGAUUGAGAAUGCUGGUGAGGUCCUGAUCACUCCACUGGAGAAAUUCCGCAAGGAACAAAUUGGUGCUGCUAAGGAUGCCAAGAAGAAGUACGACAAGGAGACGGAGAAGUAUUGUGGUGUCUUGGAAAAGCACUUAAACUUGUCUUCUAAGAAGAAAGAAUCCCAACUUCAAGAGGCAGACAGCCAGGUGGACCUGGUUCGACAGCAUUUUUAUGAAGUCUCCCUUGAGUAUGUCUUCAAGGUGCAAGAAGUCCAGGAGAGGAAGAUGUUUGAAUUUGUGGAACCUCUGCUGGCAUUCCUGCAAGGGCUCUUCACAUUCUACCAUCAUGGCUAUGAACUCGCAAAGGACUUCAGCGACUUCAAGACAGAGCUGACAAUCAGCAUACAGAAUACAAGAAAUCGUUUUGAAGGAACCCGGUCGGAGGUUGAGUCCUUGAUGAGGAAGAUGAAGGAGAAUCCGGACGAGCACAGGAACAUGAGCCCUUUCACAAUGGAGGGCUAUCUCUACGUCCAGGAGAAACGUCACUUUGGAACCUCCUGGGUGAAGCAUUACUGCACGUAUCAGAGGGAAUCUAAACGAAUCACUAUGGUACCAUUUGACCAGAAAUCUGGAGGAAAAGGGGGAGAAGAUGAAGCAGUCACACUCAAAUCCUGCAUACGCCGGAAAACUGACUCGAUAGAGAAGAGGUUUUGCUUCGAUGUGGAAGCAGUGGAUCGGCCUGGUGUGAUCACCAUGCAAGCACUUUCUGAAGAGGACCGAAAGCUUUGGAUGGAGGCUAUGGAUGGCCGGGAACCGGUCUACAACUCGAACAAAGACAAUCAAAGUGAAGGCACUGCCCAGUUGGAUAAUAUCGGAUUCAGCAUUAUCAGGAAAUGCAUAAAUGCUGUCGAAACAAGAGGGAUCAAUGAGCAAGGGCUCUACCGAAUUGUUGGAGUAAACUCCAGAGUUCAAAAGCUAUUGAGUAUCUUAAUGGAUCCCAAAACAGCCUCUGAAACAGAAACGGACAUCUGUGCUGAGUGGGAGAUAAAGACUAUCACCAGUGCACUGAAAACGUACUUGAGAAUGCUCCCUGGACCACUCAUGAUGUACCAGUUUCAAAGAAGCUUCAUCAAAGCAGCAAAGCUGGAGAAUCAAGAGUCCAGAAUCUCAGAGAUCCACAACCUUGUUCAUCGGCUCCCAGAAAAAAACAGACAGAUGCUGCAGAUGCUCACGAACCACUUGGCAAACGUUGCUAAUAAUCACAAACAGAAUCUAAUGACUGUUGCUAAUCUGGGUGUGGUAUUUGGACCAACGCUGCUUCGACCACAAGAAGAAACUGUUGCAGCGAUUAUGGACAUCAAGUUUCAGAAUAUUGUGGUUGAGAUUUUAAUAGAAAACCAUGAAAAGAUAUUUAACACUGUACCGGAGACGCUACCACCAAACUCGCAGCUGCUGCUAAUAUCUCAUAAGAAGAAUACUGAUUCAAAGCCUCCUUCCUGCAGUGAGAGACCAUUAACACUCUUCCACACGGCACAGGCCAAUGAAAACCAGGAGACAAGGAACAGUAUCAUCAACUCCAGCUUGGAAUCUGUCAUCUCUUCAAACGUCAACAGCUUCCUCCACUCCAACAGCACUCUCCAACCCAACCUGAACUCAAGUGACCCUGACCUAGAAGUAAUUAAACCUAGUCGGCCAAACUCACUCCCUCAGAAUCCAAGCCCAACAUCACCCCUUUCACCGUCCUGGCCCAUGUUCUCUGCGCCAUCAAGUCCUAUGCCCACCUCCUCUACGUCCAGCGACUCAUCCCCCAUCAGCUCACCAUUCCGGAAAGCCAGAGCCUUGUAUGCUUGCAAAGCAGAACAUGACUCAGAGCUCUCCUUCACAGCAGGCAUCAUAUUCGAUAAUGUUCAUCCAUCUCAGGAGCCUGGCUGGUUGGAAGGAACCCUGAAUGGGAAGACAGGACUAAUCCCGGAAAACUACGUGGAGUUCCUAUAACUUUGGGCACAGAAGCAACACUGCUGAGCUU
This is a messenger RNA of Emys orbicularis (European pond turtle), 2321 nucleotides long. RefSeq names its product Rho GTPase activating protein 26 (gene ARHGAP26). The coding region runs from base 5 to 2290 and encodes 761 amino acids. Gene Ontology annotation, biological process: signal transduction. The record is from RefSeq and is a predicted model, not a curated record. Gene Ontology annotation, molecular function: GTPase activator activity; protein binding. The transcript is spliced from 23 exons. Gene Ontology annotation, cellular component: cytoplasm. Lineage: Eukaryota; Metazoa; Chordata; Testudines; Emydidae.